AUGCGUUUGCUCUUCCGUCACAAUAGCCGGUUGCCCAAGUCGACAGUCUCAGAUCGCUUACAGUUACAAGCUAAAUUAUCUGGUAUGAUGGCUUGGAUGUUAGCCUAUUCCAAUCUGCAAGACGUUCAUUUGUUUCUGUUUUGUUAUGGCUUGGAUGUUAGCCUAUUCCAAUCUGCAAGACGUUCAUUUGUUUCUGUUUUGUUAUGGCUUGGUAGUGCAACCCGGUCCAUUUUUGGUGAUCAAAUGGAAAAAAUGUGUUCAUUUGUGUUAGGAAUGUUAGAUUUACACUUCAUGCUUGGUAUUGGUAGAGUCAAUGUUCAAGCUACAUUACAACAUGACUCGUGCUCACUGAAAUCUCAUCAUGUGGAUCAGUAG
Messenger RNA from Triticum turgidum subsp. durum (durum wheat), 375 nucleotides. NCBI's taxonomy places the organism in Eukaryota, Viridiplantae, Streptophyta, Magnoliopsida, Poales, Poaceae. The record is from the annotation of a GenBank genome assembly.